Mobula hypostoma (lesser devil ray) is the source of this 3441-nucleotide messenger RNA. RefSeq names its product nectin-2-like. Bases 236 to 1636 code for a protein of 466 amino acids. The transcript has 6 exons. The record is from RefSeq and is a predicted model, not a curated record. NCBI's taxonomy places the organism in Eukaryota, Metazoa, Chordata, Chondrichthyes, Myliobatiformes, Myliobatidae.
AAGCGAUACUGGAACAGGUUUUGUUUCCCUGCAUUGCAGAAUCUGCGGUCGAGGCUGGGUCAUUUUCCACUGGAACCGGCGGCGAGUUCAGGCGCUCUAGGUCGACAAUCUACCCGGAUCAGGAUUAACCAGAUAACCCCCUACCCACCAAGAGACAAAACCAUUGAGAUCCGGGAGCUGAAGGUAUCCGCGUUGCUUCUUCGGAUACAGGGCCGAAACCUACGCAAAGAGCGAAAUGCCCUCUAUGGAACUGAUCGCCUUUUUCUCCUUCCUGGCUGUUGCUGUUGCCCAGCAUGUGAAGGUGGAGCCCGCUGUCUUUGGCUAUGUGGGGAACCAGGUGGUGCUGCGUUGCCAGUUCGUGGACCCUGACUCCAAUAUCGAGGUCACCCAGGUGACCUGGGUGAAGGACCCAUCAGGGGCCAAGCAAAACCUGGCCGUGCAUAACCCCCAAUAUGGCACCAACUACCCAGUGGAUACCAACCAGCGCAUCCACUUCCGGAAUGCCAGCCUGACCGACGCCUCGUUGGUUAUUGACCGUCUCCUCAUGACUGAUGAUGGCAUCUACAGCUGUGAGUUUGCCACCUACCCCGAGGGCAACCAGGAGGCAGCCACCAACCUCACCGUGCUGGCCGAGCCGCGUAUCAGUGGCAAUCCAAUGCCGGUCAACUCCGGGAAAUCUCCAGUGCCCGUGGCCAGUUGUAUUGCAGCAGAUGGAAAGCCCCCGGCCUCUAUCAUCUGGCGUGGCACUGUACCCGGGAACACCACCAUGGAACUGACGCAGAACGCGGAUGGCACCACCACCGUCACCAGCCAGUACCAGGCAGUGCCCAGUAGUGAGCUGGACGGAAUGACGUUGGAGUGUGUGGUCACCCACCGAACACUGGAGAGACCCGAUGUCAUCAACAUCGCUUUGACUAUCCGUUAUCCUCCCAUCGUCACCAUCGAGGGCUAUGACGACAACUGGUACCUGGACAGGGAACAUGCUUCCCUCACGUGUAACGUGAAGGCUAAUCCUGCCGUCACUAGCUACCGGUGGUACAUGAAUGGCGGUGACCUCCCCAGUGAGGUGCGGGCAAUGGGCCACCAGUUGACCGUGGACCAGGUGACCUACCAGGUGAAUGGUACUUUCAGUUGCGAGGCCAGCAACAUCCUGGGCAAAACCAAAGACAGCAUCAAUAUCUUUGUCAGAGAACACAAGGCGGCGGUUACCAGCAACGCCGGGGCGAUCGCGGGAGGCGUGAUCGGGGGGAUCCUGGCACUGCUACUGCUUGCCUGCCUGGCUGGCUUCCUACUGCAAAGGAGGAGAAGGGGAGGGGAGGCAGCCGGCUCCUACGACCCCAAGACCCGGGUCUUCGGGGACGGCAAUGGCGCGGCCCGCGCUGACUUUACCUAUCGCCCCGACUCAGACUCGGAGAAGGGCCCCAGCCUAGAGCCUACCACUCCCACCACCACUGUCAACGCUGCAGCGGAAAUGGAGAACCUGCUGCAGAGCCCAGCGCCUAUGGACAACUACUACCAGGACGAAGAGGAGGAAGAGGAUGAGAAAGUUCCCAUUUCCUCAGAUCCCACAACGGAGGAUGACAUGGAAUCCCAGAGAGAUGGCUCCAUCAUCUCCAAGAAAGCUGUAUACGUCUGAGGUGGUCUGCUCUGCCUCAUUCUAGACCUUCCUGCCCCCCCCCAAUUCCCCCAACUGGCCCUGGAUCCUUCCUCCCCCUCACCUCCUGGACUCAACAGUGAGCGGGCCAAGACUCGGAGAGAGUUGGAUUGGGUCGGGCUCUAGCACAAACAGACACUACCCCGCAGGGCCGGUUCCUCGGACUUCCCCAGUGCUUUUAGACGCCUGCGAGCACAUCAUUGGCUCCUUGCUCCCAAUGUCAUGCCUCCUUCCGUCAUGGUCCCCAGCACUUGAUUACAGGGGCGAGGUCCCUUAGUUCCUUGGUCAUGUGACCAUUCCCCGGCGGGUGGCUCAUUGGCUCCCCGUUGCCGUUUUCCCACCUUCUCCCUCGCUCCUGAUUAGACAGCAGGCUGUCUGUCUCUGCAGCUACCCAGCCCCCGAAUCUCCUCCCCUUGCACUGCUGUCCUUGCUGUCCCCAUGGUAUCCCACUCCUGUCCCUCCCAUGCACCCACCCCCACCCCGAUUUCCAUACCUACCCCCCAUCCAGACCUUCCCAUACAGCCCCCCCACUUCAACCCUCCCAUACAUCCCCCCCCACCCAUCCCUUACAUACAUUGCCCCACUCCUCUUCCUACCAUACAUCUCCCACCUCCUUAACACUCCCUAUUGGUGUGGGCAAGGAUCCGUUCCCAGGGGAGGGGCUGUGCUUCAGGGCUGCUUUGGAGGCGGGAGGUGAUGGUAGCAGAGAUGUGAAGUAGUGCCUGUGGUUUUGCCAGCAAGACAAGGUCCUGAGGUCAACUUGUCUAGGUCUCUGAACGGGCAGACUGCACUGAGGUGCUGCUGAGGUUUUAAUGCCCUGCAAAGCUACAUUUAACACUAACUGUGGGGCCCAGGAUAAUGUCAUGUUAGAAAGUUUUUGGUGCGUAGCUCUAAUCCCCAGCGUCUACAUUCGCUGUUCAGAAAACUUGAGUUUGGCUCCUAGGGGUUAAUCUUGGUGGUCCUGUCCCCAGAUGGUUUAGUACUGGGGAGGUCUCACUUUGGCUGGUAACAGCGGGGUCAAAAGCUUGGGUUGAGUGGCUUCUCAAGAGAGAGAUAUGGAAAGGGAGGGAGACGCUGAGAGACACAGGGAGAGAAGGAGAAACGGACAGAGUGGAGGAGAGACAGCGGGAGAGAGAUAGAUGAGGCUUGAGAAGAUAAAGAAUGGGCUGCAGGAGGGGUUUAAGAGAGAUGGGGAGUGGUGUAGGGCACACAGAAAUGGGGAGGGGCAUGGGGGGUCACAGAGCCGGGACGUAGGGGUCACAGAGGCAGGAGGGGUUUAGGGAUUCACGGAGGGAGAAAGGGUGUCAUAGAGACAUAAUAAGGAUGGUGGGUGUCACAGAGAUGGGGGGGGCAUAGGAGGUUGCAGAGACAGGGAGGAGGAUAGGGUGUCACCAAGACAGUUGGGGGGCAGCAUAGGUACUCACAGAGGUGGGGAGUAGGUGGAGUUGAUGAAAUGGAUACAGCAGGUUGGGAGUGUCUUCCGUCCCGUGUGAUUUUUUUCCAGGGUGGGGGCCAUCCAUAGUUGUUGUACUGUAUGAUCCCACCAGUUCCCAAAAGUGUUUGCCAUCUGUUACCCUCCCCCUUCUCAAAACACAGGAGAUCUACCUCCCGCACCCCCCCCACCACACCAACCCAUCUGUUCCCCACAUGACCUCUCUCCCCUCCACCACCCAGAAAUGUCUCUUGCUGGCCUUGAAAAUUCAAGUGCCUUUUUUAAUCCAUGGGUUUUGUUGUACAAUAUUUUUUUAAUUAAAAGGAGUAAAUUAAUGAAAAGUGGAAUGCCUGUG